Loxodonta africana (African savanna elephant) is the source of this 1669-nucleotide messenger RNA. RefSeq names its product olfactory receptor 4C15-like. The transcript has a single exon. Bases 254 to 1180 code for a protein of 308 amino acids. NCBI's taxonomy places the organism in Eukaryota, Metazoa, Chordata, Mammalia, Proboscidea, Elephantidae. The record is from RefSeq and is a predicted model, not a curated record. Gene Ontology annotation, cellular component: plasma membrane. Gene Ontology annotation, biological process: G protein-coupled receptor signaling pathway. Gene Ontology annotation, molecular function: G protein-coupled receptor activity; olfactory receptor activity.
CCCUUCCCCCAUAUUGAAACUCUGACUGUUUUAAAGAGUUUAACCUCAGUUCUGACUGAUGCCUCAAGAAAUUUCUAAUUUUAUAUUCUUAACAACAACAGAAGCACUUAAAAUAAUUUUGAUUAUGGAUGCACCAAUACUUCGAUGACUAUACUGAUAACUAAUAUCAUAAACUGGUUUGAGACAAAUAUCUUUCUCAUAAUUUCAGAUUCUACAUGGUCACUGUGUUAGCUUCCACCUUUUCCUCCGAAAUAUGCAAAACCAAAGCUUUGUAACUGAGUUCAUCCUCUUGAGUCUUUCAUGGAAUCCAAGUGUUCAAAAAAUAGAAUUUGUUCUAUUUUUGUUCUGCUACAUUGCAACUGUUGGGGCCAACUUGCUAGUUGUGGUGACCAUUGUCAAAAGCCCGACACUCCUGGGAUCCCCUGUGUACUUCUUUCUGGCCUUCCUGUCCUUCCUGGAUGCCUGCUAUUCCUCUGCAUUUGCACCAAAGAUGAUUGUGAACUCUCUCUAUGAGAAGAAAACCAUCUCCUUCAAGGGCUGUAUGACCCAGCUCUUUGCUGAGCACUUCUUUGCUGGAGUGGAGGUGAUUAUCUUCACCACCCUGGCCUACGACCGCUAUGUGGCCAUUUGCAAGCCAUUGCACUACCCCUUUAUCAUGAACUGGAGGCUCUGUGGUAUCCUGAUGGGGGUAGCCUGGACAGGGGGCUUCCUGCAUUCUGUGAUACAAAUUGUCUUUAUUUUCCAGCUGCCCUUCUGUGGCCCCAAUGUUAUUGAUCACUUCCUACAUGAUUUGUACCCAUUAUUGAAGCUUACCUGCACUGCCACUCACAUCCUUGGCCUUUUUGUGGUUGCCAAUAGUAGGUUUAUCUGCACCAUAAUCUUCUCCUUGUUGCUCAUCUCCUAUUGUGUCAUCUUGCUUUCGCUAAAAACUCAUAGCUCUGGAGGACGGUGGAAAGCUCUCUCCACCUGUGGAUCUCACAUUGCUGUUGUGGUUUUAUUCAUUGUCCCAUGCAUAAUUGUGUAUGCCCGACCUCCGUCUGCUUUCUCCUUCGACAAGAUGGUGGCCAUAGUUUACACCUUCGUAACUCCCUUGCUCAAUCCUUUGAUUUAUACUUUCAGGAAAAAGGAAGGGAAAAAUGUGAUGAGGAAAUUAUGGACCAGAUUGCUGGGUGUCUGGUGAAAAAUAAAACUUAAAAAUUUAAAUUUGAAGAGGAAAGAAAUAAAAUGCACUUAACCAAAUACUUUAUAGGGGCUGGAACUUGUAAGGCAGAACGUAAUGUACUGCCACAGAAAAAUUCUAACGAGUAGGUCAGGAAAUGCUAUUACCACCCUCAGAUCACUCACAUCUUGGAGUUGGCAGCUCAGUAUCCUUAUAGGUAAUCAAAGGAGAAUUGAAUUUUAUGUUUGUCUAGAAUAUAGUAAUGAAAAGAAAUCACUAAAAAAGAGGAUUCAGGUUAUCUAUUAAACUUUUUGCCAUUGACACCAUACUUUGAAAAACCUUUAUGGAAAGAAGAAAAAAAAUCUUAGAUAUCAUUAAUAGGAACUUCCUGAAACUAUUUUAACUAAAAAAAAGUUUACUUUACGGUCCUGAUCCCAGUUAAGCAGCCCUGGUGGCAUAGUAGGUAAGCCCUCAGCUGCUGACAUAAAGUGUGAUGGUUUGAAACCACCA